CCUGCGCAGUAGGUACGACUUUUCAAAAUGGCGGCCAAGCUGGUUCGAGUUAUUUCUCAAAUUUGAGGCGAUGAAAUAGCGAUGUUUAGGAGUUCAUAUUGAUUAUUUGUCUGUUUCUGGUGAAAAUGUCUCUUGUAGCAUAUGGAGCAAGCGACGAUGAAAGUGAUAGCGAUAAUCAAGAGGAGUUUUCGAGCGGAAACGCGAAGGAGCCUUCAAAUCAACAAUCUACUUCCUCGAAAUUUGAAGAGAAAGGAACUCCAGCAAACGUUGGUGAGAAGAACACUUUGCAAAAAUCCGGCUUUGCAGCAAAACUCCCACCUCCUAAAGUCACCGUUAAGCGAACCGCGACACACCUUUCGAGUUUAGCUUCGCUUUUACCGAAGCCGAAAAAUGAAUCGGUAAGACCGUCUUUCCCCGAUACACAACCUGGGCCUGCAGGUUUGGACUUAGGCGAAGAAGAUGACAUAAUCGAGAUCGAAGAGGAGUAUGUAUCAUUGAGCAUGACAAAAAAGAAAUCAGAUGUAAAGGACACAGCAGAGGACUCUAAGUCUAUUGGUAGCCUUUUCUCACGAAUGCCAAAACCUUGGUCAUGGCAAAGUAGUGUUUCCCUGGGAAAGAAGUCAGAUAGUGGAGCAGAGGUAGCAAGUUCCAAGGCAAAGCAGACUGUCAAGAUUUCUGCUGUAUCAAUGCCAAAGCAAGCUGAUUCUGAUGAUGAGGAUGAAGAUAAACCAGCACCUAAGAAGUUCAAACCUUCUGGGAGUGGGUCUGGUCUUGCAGCCUUGCUUCCUAAACCAAAACACAGUGUCACAGUCAAAUCAAAUCCCAACAAGCCAUCAGCUAAACUAUCAAACCGCCCUCUUGUGCCUCAUACACUCACAAAGAAACCAGUUGCUCCUGUCAAGGCAAAAGCUGCUAAACCUGCCAAAAAGGAUGAUGAUAAUGAUAGUGAUGACGAUGAUGAGGGUAAUUCAGGACCUGCAAACUUUUUCUCAUUUGGUGAUAAGCCACAAUCUAAUGUUGAACUGGAUGCAGCCACAAUGGUAAAAUCUGAAAUACCACUACCAGCCCCAGAGAUUGCACCAGCUGAUCCGAACCCUAUCUCCAAGACAUCAACUUUAUCUCAAAAUCACAGAGAGGUUGGAGAUGAUUCUGUAUUAGCCUCAGGAUCAAACAACGCCAGUUCUAAUAAUUACAGUAGAGCAUUAUCAUCAUCUGCAGCAUACGGGACUAAUGACAGUACAAGUGGAAAUGCAUAUGGGGGUAGUUUCUAUGGUAGUGCCUCGUCAUCAUCACCAUCAUCUGCUACGUAUGGGGCUAGCAAUACUAGUGAUGUGUAUGGGGAUGGUUUUUAUGGUGGCCCUUCUGGAUCACAUCAAACUGAGGCGACAGCACCUUACUAUAAUUAUCAGGCUUACACUGGCAAUGACAUGAAUUCUUCAGCCAACUCUAGCCAGCCAUACUAUACAUCCUAUGAUGCGCCCCAGAGCCACACCCAAGUGCAGCAACCUACAACAGAUACUGAUCAAUUAGAUAUGGAACAGCUUCGAAAACUGCAAGGGAAGAAAAAUCGCAAGGAACAGAUCAAUAUAAUUGACAUCACUGCUGCCGACCAGACAAAAGAUGUGGAGUUGAUGCUGACAAAGAUGAGCUCAGAGGAGGUGGCUCAUCGCCCUUCAAAGAAAAAAGGGAACAUGCCUACCUCACAGCAAAGGCGCAAGCAUCAGAUUACAUAUCUUGCUUUCCAGGCUAAAGAAAAGGAGUUUGAGCUAAGACAGCAGUGGUCGGCAAACAGACAAACAAAGCGUCAGACACAAUCGAAGUAUGGGUUCUAAGGAAAACUACAUAAUGUAGUAUCAUGGAGUUAAACGUUUCUAUAAGUUCAUCACUGGGUUUGGGUAAGACAGAAAAACAUUGGGCUUCUAAGGAUGAUCACUGUUAUAUGACCUUUGUAAUGAACUUGAAACUAUGUACAGUAAAGCUUGUGUAUUUUAA
This is a messenger RNA of Nematostella vectensis (starlet sea anemone), 1992 nucleotides long. RefSeq names its product proline-rich protein PRCC. The coding region runs from base 126 to 1832 and encodes 568 amino acids. NCBI's taxonomy places the organism in Eukaryota, Metazoa, Cnidaria, Anthozoa, Actiniaria, Edwardsiidae. Gene Ontology annotation, cellular component: nucleus. The record is from RefSeq and is a predicted model, not a curated record. The transcript is spliced from 7 exons.